Messenger RNA from Marmota monax (woodchuck), 1992 nucleotides. RefSeq names its product abhydrolase domain containing 16A, phospholipase (gene Abhd16a). Gene Ontology annotation, cellular component: endomembrane system. The coding region runs from base 63 to 1739 and encodes 558 amino acids. Gene Ontology annotation, molecular function: glycerophospholipase activity; monoacylglycerol lipase activity. Gene Ontology annotation, biological process: monoacylglycerol catabolic process; phosphatidylserine catabolic process. The record is from RefSeq and is a predicted model, not a curated record. The transcript is spliced from 20 exons. Lineage: Eukaryota; Metazoa; Chordata; Mammalia; Rodentia; Sciuridae.
AGGGGAGGGCGGGGCCAGUAGGGGGACCUGCUGCUGGAAGAGCAGCGGCCCGAGCCGGGGCCAUGGCGAAGCUACUGAGCUGCGUCCUCGGCCCCCGGCUCUACAAAAUCUACCGGGAGAGGGACUCAGAAAGGGCCCCAUCCAGCGUCCCUGAGACUCCAACUUCAGUCACUAAUCCCCCUACCAGCUCCUGGGAUACAUACUAUCAGCCCCGUGCCCUGGAGAAACAUGCGGACAGCAUCCUGGCACUGGCUUCAGUCUUCUGGUCCAUCUCUUAUUACUCCUCUCCCUUCGCCUUCUUCUACUUGUACAGGAAAGGUUACUUGAGUUUGUCCAAAGUGGUACCGUUUUCUCACUAUGCUGGGACAUUGCUGCUGCUACUGGCAGGCGUGGCCUGCCUCCGAGGCAUUGGCCGCUGGACCAACCCCCAAUACCGGCAGUUUAUCACCAUCUUAGAAGCAACACAUCGGAACCAGUCUGCAGAAAAUAAGAGGCAGCUUGCCAACUACAACUUUGACUUCAGGAGCUGGCCAAUUGACUUCCACUGGGAAGAACCCAGUAGUCGGAAGGAGUCUCGAGGGGGCCCUUCCCGCCGGGGUGUGGCCCUACUUCGCCCAGAGCCCCUACACAGGGGAACAGCAGACACCCUCCUCAAUCGUGUUAAGAAACUGCCUUGUCAGAUCACCAGCUACCUGGUGGCACACACUUUGGGGCGCCGGAUGCUAUAUCCAGGCUCUGUAUACCUGCUCCAGAAGGCCCUCAUGCCUGUGCUGCUCCAGGGCCAGGCCCGGUUGGUGGAAGAGUGUAACGGCCGCCGGGCAAAGCUGCUGGCCUGUGAUGGCAAUGAGAUUGACACCAUGUUUGUGGAUCGGCGGGGGACAGCUGAGCCCCAGGGACAGAAGCUGGUGAUCUGCUGUGAGGGGAAUGCCGGGUUCUAUGAGGUGGGCUGUGUCUCCACGCCCCUGGAAGCUGGAUAUUCAGUCCUGGGCUGGAAUCAUCCUGGCUUUGCUGGAAGCACGGGGGUGCCUUUUCCUCAGAAUGAAGCCAACGCCAUGGAUGUGGUGGUCCAGUUUGCCAUCCACCGCCUGGGUUUCCAGCCCCAGGACAUUAUCAUCUACGCCUGGUCCAUUGGUGGCUUCACUGCCACAUGGGCAGCUAUGUCCUACCCAGAUGUAAGUGCUGUGAUCCUGGAUGCCUCCUUUGAUGACCUGGUACCCUUGGCUUUGAAGGUCAUGCCAGACAGCUGGAGGGGCCUGGUGACCAGGACUGUGAGGCAGCAUCUCAAUCUAAACAAUGCAGAACAAUUGUGCAGGUACCAGGGCCCCGUGCUACUGAUCCGGAGAACCAAGGAUGAGAUCAUCACCACGACGGUUCCUGAAGACAUCAUUUCCAACCGAGGCAAUGACCUGCUUCUGAAGUUCCUGCAGUUUCGGUAUCCUCGUGUGAUGGCAGAGGAAGGCCUUCGUGUGGUGAGGCAGUGGUUGGAGGCCUCCUCACAGCUGGAAGAAGCCUCUAUUUAUAGCCGAUGGGAGGUGGAAGAGGACUGGUGUCUGUCUGUCCUCCGUUCCUACCAGGCAGAACAUGGGCCUGACUUCCCCUGGAGUGUGGGGGAGGACAUGAGUGCAGAUGGACGGCGGCAGCUGGCUCUGUUUUUGGCUCGGAAGCAUCUGCACAAUUUUGAGGCCACACACUGCACCCCACUUCCUGCCCAGAACUUCCAGAUGCCCUGGCACCUCUAGGGACCACAUUGGAACACAUGGAAGAACAGGAUGGGGGAGACAUGAGGGAGGACCCUCUUAUUCGUGAUUCUCUAUGUUCAUGUUGCUGUUUGUAGUUUGUGGAAAGUGGGGGACCAUCCCCCUCCUUACCACAGUUCCUCUUGCACGUUUCCCCUCAUUCACGUGACAGCACCUAACCUUCCCCUAUACAUAUCCUGCAUUAAAUGAAUGGAUUAUUCCUAAUAAUUAAUAUAAAAAGGUAUUUUUUCUACUA